This is a messenger RNA of Anneissia japonica, 478 nucleotides long. RefSeq names its product serine/threonine-protein phosphatase 6 regulatory ankyrin repeat subunit A-like. Gene Ontology annotation, molecular function: protein binding. The transcript is spliced from 3 exons. NCBI's taxonomy places the organism in Eukaryota, Metazoa, Echinodermata, Crinoidea, Comatulida, Comatulidae. The record is from RefSeq and is a predicted model, not a curated record. The annotation marks the transcript as partial.
UUUAAAUGACAAUGAAUCUUGUGCAGAAUUAUUAGUAGAUUCGCUUGGAGACAAAAUAGUUAACUUACAAGAUAAUAAAGGAAGGACAGCUUUACAUGCUAGCGCCCUCAAUGAUCAAGUGGAGUGUCUACAAUUUCUUUUACAACAUGGCGGUCAAAUUAAUGUGAUGGAUCACUAUGGAAAGACAUGUGUGAUGAUGGCAGCAGAAACAGGCUCAGCUGGGGCCGUGGAGCUGAUUGUAAAUGAAACUAACGUGGAUUUAACACUCCAAGACAAUGAUAAAUGUACUGCACUCCAUCAUGCUUGUAUGCAGGUAAGCAAUCAAUCCAUCAAUCAGUCAAUUAUUUAUCAGUUGAUAAUGUUUAAUAUCAAUUAUAUGUCACUUAUUAAACAAAAAAUAUCAAACCAACAUCAAGCAACAUUUUCAUUUCAUUCAUUUUAUUUAGAUCACAAAUGGCCAUAAAAUUAACACUGAAUU